Molecule: messenger RNA, 2816 nt
Organism: Macrosteles quadrilineatus (aster leafhopper)
Lineage: Eukaryota; Metazoa; Arthropoda; Insecta; Hemiptera; Cicadellidae
Exons: 2
Coding region: 118-2586 (822 amino acids)
Source: RefSeq, a predicted model, not a curated record
UUGGUAAAUCAAUGUCCAUUUACUAAAGCAAAGGAUUAAUUUAUUGAGUUUUAGCUAUGGAUAAUCAUUUAUAAAUUUUGUUUAAAUCCUUGCGGCUAGUUGUUUUUAAAUUUUAAAAUGUUCUCUAAGAAGAAAAAUCGAUACAACGCUUAUAUGAAAAAGACAGACACAGGAAUUAUUGUGAAAACAGUUGACUCACUUACUGGGUUUGAAUCGUUGAUAACAUUUUCAUCAGACUCUAGUAUAUUGCGAAAAGAAGAAUCCAGCAGUGAUUAUUUGAAAGAAAAUGUUUGUCCUAGUUUAAACCAGGUUAAUGAAGAAGAUCAACAUUCAAAUGAAAAUAGGAAUCAUUCACCGACAAAAUUAAACCCAAAUCUCAAUACCAGAUUAAAUGGAAUCAGCUCUGAUGUGAGUGAAGUUCAUCAGAAUGUUCCUAAUUUUCACGUUUAUAAAGAUUGUAGUGGCUCAACACAGUACUUCCAAAACCCUAACAUUAUAUUUGUUGCAAAUUCAAAAUUGGCCAAAGAUAAAACGGUUAAUUUAACAAUUCCUGCAAAACUAGGAAACGUUUUCUAUCAUGGCGUUCUCAACAGAAACGGAGUUGUAAAGUUUAAAGCAGAAUCUGUUGUGAAGCCAUUCACAAUAGUUAUUGGUGAUUAUGUUAUCAAUAUCAGUUUGAACCACAGUCUAAAAUCAGCCAAAACUAGAAGUCAAAUCAUAGGCAAAGAAAGUGAACUAAGUACAUACAGCAAAGAUAUUUUAAUUUCCUUCGACAAAGAAAAAUCUAUGAAAACCAAAGAAACCAAUACAGAGUCUACAGAGACUCUAAAAAAUUGUGUAUCAUUUACCAAUAGCUUUACUCAAACUAAUGAUUUAGCUACAAUUGACCAUUGCCUGGUUGGGAAUUCAGAGUAUAGAGAAGAGGAAACAAUUAAAUUAACAUCUUGCUCUGAAAAUAAUAAACAAGAGUUUGAAUGCUUGGCUAAACACACUGAAUUCUCAAAUAUGUCCUUAGAGUGUCAUCAAACUCAAACAGAAUCUAUAGUUUAUGGCAAAUGUUCAGAAAAGUCAUCUCUGGAAAAAACUGACCACAUAGAAGGAUUUAAAACAGAAUACACUCCUUUAUUUAGAGACAUGGAAGAAGAAAAGAAUGAUUCAUUGCAAACACACAUCGGUUCCAAUUUGAAUAUUCAGCUUUUGAACUGUGAAAUCCCAAAAUCUGAUGAACCGUUUGAAAACUCAAUUACACAGCAUACUAGUGUUGAUAAGUCGGAGAUUCAUGAUUCGUGCUGUGGUCAACGGUCAGUCAUAAAUGGGAUGGAUAUAAGUCUGAUGUCAUCUCUUAACCAAUCUACACAAAGUCCACUAAUUGGACAUACAGAGUUACCAGCUUCAAAAGAAGUUGAGGGUGAAAUACCAAGUGAAAAAUGUAACGAAUCACUGAUGCACAUAAAAAAGAAGUUAAGUGAAACGACCGUUUAUUUGCAGAGACUAAAUUUAGCCAUACAAUCAAUGAAAAUCCUUCCACAACUGCCAGUUACUGGUGGUUCAGAGACUAUUAAGGUAUAUGACAAAGGACAUGGACGAACAAAAUUUAACACAUCAAAUCUACCAAAAAGAGUGAAUGCACUGACUUCACUACCAAAGAUUUUAAAUAAACAAAAUGAAAGAAAGAUAUUGCCUGAAAAUAACGCAGGAGAAUAUGCAAGGAAUAUGGUAGAAGAAGAUAAAGAGUUUGUCUUAUUAUACAAAGGACAAGCUAAGUCAAUGCCCAACUUAUUAGGGCUUAGAAGAUCUGGUGUUCACAAUUUUAUCAGACCCAAAGACGUUUUUUCCUCAGUGGAUGAAAAAUAUAACUCUGAAAAGAAGUCUGGCAGGUAUCCAACAGAAAUGCCACUAAGAAGUUGUACUUGUACUAAAUGUUGUUUUAGUAAUUUGGAAAACACAGAUAAGUUCUUAAGUAGUAAUUCUGGGGAAGGAAAACCAAACUUUUUGUGUACUAUCUGUGAUCAAGCUAUCACCAAAAAGGAUGUCAAGAAAUCUGUUUGUGACUUCCACAUAAAUAACACAUCUGUAAAUUUCAAUGGAAAAAUCUCUCCACAUUGUCUUAAGUGUACACAAGUGAGUGAGAAGAAAAAUCCUAGUCAAGUUAGUUUAAUGUCUGAUGAAAAGGUCGAUGAUUCAGUAGAGAGUAUGCAGACAAUAUAUAUUAAACCAGAUUUUAAAGAUUCAAGUAAAUUAACCACACCUGCUGAUCAACCGGGUUCUCCAAAGAAAAUGUUAAAUCCGCAUGAUGUUCUUAUAAGAGAUAAAUAUAGUGUAUGUCCCGCUGUAUCAACUGAUGGUAAACACCGUUUUGAAGAAUCAGCAAACUCCAAAAGCUUCACUAAGAAAUUUAAACAGCAAUUUUCAAAGUACAAGGGUCGACUAAUAGACUUUAAAAUAUUGAAAAAUAGAAAAGAUGAUUUCAACCAGUGGUCUGUAAACAAGAUUUUUAAUACCAGACCUAUUUCAGGAAAUGAUAAAACUAUCGAUAAGACUAACAGUUGUUCGGAUGCCUCUUUGGAUACUCCUAAUAAGGUAUGAUGGGUAUUUGCAGGUGUGCUAAGAAAUUUUGAUGGAAUGAAGAGAACUAUCUUCAUAAACUCAAUAUUAAAUUUAAUACUCAUUUUAAGAUACAUUUCCCCUAAGAUGACACAUUUUCUUACAACAGAAAAUCCUCAAUCAAAUCUUAAACAAAUAAGAAACAUAUUAAUAAUUGGAAUGUAUACAACUUCUGAUUUUGUAAUGGAUAAAUAAAAUAAAAUUAAAACAAA